GUCAAUGACCCUUAAACGUUGACAUGAAAACGAAUAAAGAGAAACGUCAAUGUGUCAUCGGAAUUGAUUUUUGUUUUUGUUACAAAAAGUUACACAUUCACAACAAUAGUAAAAGACGCUUCGAGACAAAAUGGCCAGUGAAAGCAGUUCAGCAAUGCUGGACAUGACAGAUGCUGACUCCGACGAUAUGGACAUGCCGACUCUCAUGGACGAUCAGGAGCCAUCACCGCUCAUCAUGGAGCACGGCUAUGACAUUGCAAUUAAGGUCGAUGCCCCCAUAAAACAGCUGUCGACCCUCGAGACGUAUGUGACGUACCGGGUGCGUUGCGUGUGCGCGCGGUGGCCGACCCCGCCCAGCGUGAGACGACGGUACAAUCACUUUAAGGUGCUGCACAAGCGGCUGUCGGCGGCGCACCCCCUCACCGCGGCGCCCCCCGCGCCCCCGCUGCACUCCGCGCGCCAGCAGCUCGACAGAUACUCGGCGUCGUUUGUCGCCAUAAGGACCUUAGCCCUCAACGCGUUUCUAGAUCGCAUCGCCAAACAUCCGAUCCUGACACACAGCGAAGACUUCAGAUUGUUUCUGACCACGCCAGAUGAGGAAAUCGAUAAGGUGUUCCGGAGUGAGAAUAACGCGUUGAAUCUGUGGGGGCUGGGCAGCGCGCUAGCGUACGGUGGGGACGGGCGUCACUCCAACGGAGUCCGAGUAAAAGAUCCAGAGUUUUCAUCGGCAGUCGACUACCUGAACGCUCUACAAGACAAGCUGGCCACCCUCUGUGAUCUGACCACGAAACUAUACAGGGGGACCGCCGCCCUCGCCGCCGAGUACUCGAGCAUGCAGCGCGUGUGCGACGUGUGGUCGACGCAGUGCGGGGCGCGGUGCGGGGGAACGCAGCGGGGCGUGCGGGGGGUGUCGGCGGGCGCGGGGGCGGCGGGGCAGGCGGCGGGGGGGCGGCCCUCCCCCUCCCACCGCGCCGUGCUGCCCCUGCUGGCCGCCUACGCCGCGGCCCAGGCCGAUAAGAUAAGGCAGCGGGACAGGAUGCACGCGGAAUACGUGUCUGGGACGGACACCAGCGACGACCUGCAGAACAGAGUCGAGGAGGCGACCGAGGCUCUGCGCAGUGAGCUCUGGUCGUGGACCGCCAAGACCCAUCAGGACAUCAAGGGCGUCCUGGCGUACAUAGCCACCAGACAGGUGUCGGUGCUAGCGCAGUCGCUGCAGGGCUGGGAGCAGGCGCUCCGCGUGGCCACCGACACGAGCGUCCACCAUUUGUUCCAGACGGUCUCCAAGAAUGGCGUCCGCAACUUGUCCCCCACCACGUCGGCGGCCCCCCACGCGUCCCCCCAAGCGGACCCCCUGCGCCCCGACUCGCCCGACGGCACGGACACCUAACCCCUCCCCCUCGCUCCCUCCCGACAAUAAUACGAUGCAUAUCCUCGUAGAAGCUAAAUUCGAAAAUUUUUAGGUAAUUUAGAAAACUUAACCAGACUUGAUCGUUUUUGUGUCACUUUGUUCCAAUGAAACUCCUUCGAGUGUCAGACGACUCGCGCGUGGGCGGUGUCUAUGUAACUAAUUACUCGUAUCGCUAUAACUGCUAAACAAAAUGUUCUUUUAUUAACUACCAGCUGACCUGGCAGACUUCGUAGUGCCUCGAUCGAUAAAUAAAAGACCUAAACUUUUGUAUAAAAUAAACUUAAAACAAACAAAAGGAAUCCGUCCGACGGGGGACGCAUCAAAGGAAAGAACAAAAUUGUUAUUUUUAUUUAAUUCCGAGCAUUUGCAUAUUUAUAUCUACCUUCUAAACCUUCUCUGGACUUCCACGAAUAAUAAUAAUUCAAGACCAAAAUUAGCCAAAUCGGUCCAGCCGUUAUCGAGUUUUAGCGAGACUAACGAACAGCAAUUCAUUUUUAUAUAUGUUACCGGAAAUGUAUGAAAUCAAGGAAUUGUAUACAAAUCCUAGGAAAUGUGUACAAUUCCGAUACUAUUUAGGAAAUGUAUAAAAUAUUGUUUGAAAAACUAUUUAAUGCAUAGAUAUCCUAGGAAAUUUAUAAAUUUCCUCGGAAUUGUAUAUAAUUCCAAUAUCGUAUUAGGAAAUGUAUAAAGUAAAUUCUUUCUGUAAUAAAACACGUUGUUAUUAAUAUUUUUUUUAUAUAACACUUAUUGAGACAAUCGGGUAACAGUCAUACCGUAAAAUAAUAAUAAUAUAUUCAUAUUAUCUUACUAAUUAAAACUUCUAAAAUCAACUAUCUAUUAACUUUUAACGUAUCACAAAAUCAACUUAUAUUUAUUCUUACAAAAUCAAAUUUUCAUUUGGCAAGUAAUCAGUCUGAUAAUUAAAUAAUUAUAAAUGUUAAAGUAUAAAAGUAAAUCUUUGUAUGAUAAUACUUUGUCAGUUGAUAAUUAAAUAAUUAUAAAUGUCAAAGUAUAAAAGUAAAUCUUUGUAUGAUAAUACUUUGUCAGUCCAUAUAGCUAUUUAUUUUUGCAGGGUAAGCUCGAAUGGCAUUUGGAAGUACAUAAUACUUUAUUUUUAAAACACAGACAUCUUGAAGUAGCACAGUUUUUCUUGCAAAGGCACUUCUUAAAUCCCUGGCCGGUUCCAGUGGAUUGCAAGUUGGCAACUGACCGUAGUGCAAGACUCGUCCCGCUGUCCCCGCGUACCCACCAAUAUCUUAAAUGUUUUACAUUUCCGAUUGCUAUUUAGGAAAUGUAUAGAUUUCCUAGGAAAUGUGUAAUGUGUAAGUAUAAUAUAACUUAUUUCACACAUUUCCGUGCGAUUUUAGGAAUUACAUACAUUUCCUAGGAAUUGUAUACAAUGACGGAUUACAUACAUUUCCGUUAACAUAUAUAUAAAUAGAAGAUAGAUUGUAGCGGCCAUAGAUAUGCCGUACUUGAUAUUGUUAUUAUAUUUUGGACUUGAGAACUGAUUUCAGUAAAAUUCAAAGAUGUUCGUUUUUUUAAAACCAGUUGGCGUGUGUAUUCUGAUUUUUUUUCCUACCUAUUCUGAGAGCCUUGAGAGGCUAUUUCAGCGGAACCUUAACUAGUAGGUGAGCUCACGGGACUCAAACCUGACGACGUUGCUAACACGAACCCUAGCAAGAGCUGUGCUUGGCAGAAUCUACCACCGGAUCGGAAGCGCGACCCACUGAGAAGAUCCGGCGACAAACUCAGUGGGCUGUGUCUGUGGGUUAAUUUACUCGUCGAGCCCUUCGUCCCAAGCGACGGGUUCGGCGAGAACGAUGACCGGUGCUUGAGGUACCUAAAAGCACCGUUAGUGGAUCGGGAGGAUCCGAGAUGACGUGUUUGGGGCGACGUCGACCGCUUUCCAUUGUAUUCUGAAUCGUAUAGUUUUAUAGGAUAGUGGGGGUCAGGGAACAAUAUUCUUAUCCAAUUGCAUCCGCACAGUUUCUAGCGUCACACACAGCUCGAUUCUAAUUGGUAGCAAAAAAAAUUACAAAAAUACCAAUAACUAAAAAUACAAAUGCAAUAAUUUCAAGGAUCGAAAUCCCCACCAUGACAGAUGUGUGAACCACUACUUAUUAUAAGGUACUUAUCAUACCGGUCCCUUAAGAUAUGAUUCCCUGUACUAUUGGCAAUUGGAGAUAAAUAUACACAUUUACAUAUCGACGCUUGAAAGGCAAACGUGACUAAGCGACAAUGCGUGAACUUUACAGUAGACUAAUUUCAAGUUGAAAUACCUGAAAACAAAUUCUAUUUUAACGAAUCUAGCUGUAGGAUUGAAAUGAUUUUAAUAGACAUAGAAAAAACAUUUUUUUGCACAUCGAAUAUGGUUAUUGUCUAUCAUUUAUGUACAAAGCAGUUAUUGUUGCUUAGUCACGUUUGCCUUUCAAGCGUCGAUAUAUACGUUUAAAUACAUCAAUACUGCUUGUCUGAUUUGCGAAUCGAACCCACGUCCCUCGGCCCGGCGGUCACAUGCACAAACCACUGCGCCGCCGAGUCGCCAAAGAUGAGUUAUCGAACAACUGAGCUGUGCCGGGAAUUCCCCGAGACUUAAACAGUAGUAUAGCACAUUGUACCAGCAGAUCAGGCGAAGCACUACUCUUGCUAGGGCUAGUAUUAGCGGUAGGCAGCGGCUUGGCUCUGCCCCUGGCAUUGCUGAAGUCCAUGGGCGACGGUAACCACUCACCAUCAGGUGGGCCGUAUGCUCGUCUGCCUACAAGGGCAAUAAAAAAAAAAAAAAAAAUUGCCAGUACUGGGUGAGCUCACCUACAACAUUAGGUGAAGCUAAAUAGUCAAAGCUACAAGCAUAAAUCAACAAAAAAAAGUACCAACCGACCUCUAUCCUUCAAGUGCCUCAAUCGAUCAAUACAUUUUGUUACAUUGACAUGCCAAGCAAAAUUGAUAGGUAAUUCAAAUUCUGGAAAAAUUUAAAUGUGUGUACAUACAUACAUCGCGACAAACUGCAUGUCUAUUCUUCAAUUUAUUCAUCAUCCUCUCCGUUGUAAUUCUAAUGAUGUGAUCAAUGGCGGAUCCAGGGGGGGGGUCAUGGGGGUCAUGACCCCCCCCUGAGCUGGUUCCGGGACCUAGGUGGACCACAUAUUGAACAUAAUGAUUUAAGGACACAAUACUUAGUCUGGCCAUAAAUACUGUUACAAUUAAAAAUAAACAAAAUAUUACAUUUGAAUUUGGAAUCUGUCAUUUUUAUAUGAUUGCUCAUUGAGUUUUUUCAUUUUGGCGCUAAUACAUUGUAUAAUAUUUUGCGAUAUUAAAAUGGAGUGGGGUGAUAAAGAAAACCGAAUCGCUGUGAUUGCAUUACGCAAAGUAGGAAUGGAGCCAAAGGCAAUUUUUAAAACUCUCCAUACGCUUGGUAUUAGUAAAAUGUUUGUGUACCGGGCUAUUAAUAGGUGCAAUGAGACCUCCUCUGUUUGUGACAGCAAAAUAUCUACCCGUCCACGUAGUGUUCGUACGAAAAAGGUGGUCAAAGCAGUAAGGGAAAGAAUUCGAAGAAAUCCUGUCCGAAAUCAAAAGAUUUUAUCUCGGGAGAUGAAGAUAGCACCUAGAACCAUGUCGCGUAUUUUAAAAGAUGACUUAAGACUUGCAGCCUAUAAGAGACCUUUUUUUUUUUUCGCCGGAUCGCCGGACUUCCGCCCUUCACUGGGGAUGGAGGGCGGGGCAUGUCGGAGUCGAACCGACUAAAACCUCCUGUCUCUCAACAACCAACGUCCAAACCUCGCAUGAGACAAAACUCAUGAAAAGGCAAAGGGGGGAAAGUGAAGCGUUUAGUGCGGAAAACAUCUCUCCCAUCACCCUCCACCUCGGGACGCCGGACUGGCGGUCGUCGGCGCCACGACCACCAGCCCUCUCGGUCGGCAGGCUAUCCGAAGCCCGCCUAGAUGGCGCCGGUUAGAAUGGUCAUAUAAGAGACCUAGUGGUCAUUUCUUAACUGAUAAUUUAAAAGAAAAUGGGGGGUAAAAUCGAAACAACUACUGAAACGGUACGCAAAGGAAGGUCAUAGAAAAAAUUUGUUUACGGAUGAGAAAUUUUUUUUACAAUUGAGCAACAUUUUAACAAACAAAAUGACCGUAUUUAUGCUCAAAGCUCUAAGGAAGCUUCCCAAUUAGUCGACAGAGUGCAACGUGGGCACUAUACGACUUCAGUGAUGGUUUGGUGGGGUAUCAGCUAUGAAGGAGUGACUGAGCCAUACUUUUGUGAAAAAGGUAUCAAAACAUCGGCACAAGUGUAUCAAGAUACCAUUCUUGAGAAGGUAGUGAAGCCUCUUAACAACACCAUGUUCAAUAAUCAAGAAUGGUCCUUCCAGCAAGACUCGGCGCCAGGUCAUAAAGCUCGGUCUACGCAGUCUAGGUUGGAAACGAACGUUUCGGACUUCAUCAGAGCUGAAGACUGACCGUCGUCUAGUCCCAAUCUUAAUCCGCUGGAUUAUGAUUUAUGGUCAGUUUUAGAGAGUACGGCUUGCUCUAAACGCCAUGAUAAUUUGGAGUCCCUAAAACAAUCCGCACGAUUAGCAGUGAAAAAUUUUUUCAUGGAAAGAGUGCGUGCUUCUAUUGAUAACUGGCCUCAACGUUUAAAGGACUGUAUUGCAGCCUAUGGAGACCACUUCGAAUAAGCUUUUUAUACUUUAAAUUGUUUUAUAUUUAUGUAUUAAACUAACACACUGUAAAAGUAAUAAAUGUUAUUUGCAAUAGAAUUUUUUUUUCCUUUGUUUCAGUAUUUAUGGCAAGACUAGGUAUAUUGUUGCUCCUUAUAUUGCUCCUUAAUUAAUUUAAUAUAAUAUAAUAACUUUGUAUGAUGGCAAAUGUUUGGGAACGAACGCAUCGAAAAUUUGAAUUUUACCGCGCCACACUCGCGCGCGCUUGUCGACUACGUAACGUCUAGCUAGGCCUAACCUCAAAUUGAAUCCUAACCUCAAUCGGAAUCGGAACGACUAAACUUCAACAUAUAUGAUAUGAACAUAGUUCUAAGUUAAAAAACUAAAAUUUAUUUAUACCUUUCAUAUGCUUAUAAUAAAAUACCUACUUUUUACUUGUAUCUAUUGUUAUCAAAAUUAAAUUAUAAGUUCUUGACUUGACCAUGACUAUGUGACCCCCUCCUGGCACCAAAGCUGGAUCCGCCCUUGGAUGUGAUACUUUAUAUAUCUCGUGGCGUGUAUAUCUAAGUCGGUGAUCAGCAAUUAAUGUAUAGCUGGGUACUCACCCAGCUGUGUAGCAUGUAACGUAACAGUUACUGUAUCAACCUGCAAGUGGGUACGGCUUGUCCACGGGCCACAGCGUAUCUAGCUACGAGCUGCCAUGAGCACACUGCGAGCCGCCUUUGUGCUCGCAGUGAUACCGCCACUCGGCGGGUCACUGCGAGCUUGCUGCGCUCCUUCUGCGAGCGGCUCGCAGCGGGCUCGUGCCUACGUACUCACUGGAUACUGUAUCUGUUACGUUACGUGCUACAUGGCUAGGUGAGUACCCAGCUUAUUAAUAAAAUAAUUACGAUUUUUUUAAUAUCAAGUUUAUUAUUGUGAUUAACUUGUCUAACGCAGCGACAUAUGAGAAAUUGAACCGUAUAAGUAAUUUUAUGUGUCUGGAGCCUGCAAAUAUUCUAGAAUGCUUUAGAUUUCUCCCUGUACUCUAGUGUGUACCUUGUACCGUACUGUGUAACUUGUACCGUACUGUGUAACUUGUACCGUACCUUGUAUUGUACGGUAUACAUUGUACCGUACUGUGUAUCAUGUACCGUACUGUGUACCCUAACCCGUACUGUUUACCUUGUACCGUACUGUGUACCCUGUACAAAACUGUGUAUCCCGUACCGUACUGUGUACCUUGUACCUUGUGUAGUCUGUAGUUUGCCUUGUAGUAAAUGAUGUUUUCCAUAGCAGUGGUCCGGUAUAUCUGCUCCAUCCAAAACGAUGUCCUUUAGAAUUAUAUAUUCAGAUCGGCUCUUCGUAAAGACGAAGUCAUAUUGAUUCUAGUGUUGUAAUUACAUAUUGUCUACGUUACGCUCUCUAGACAAUAAUAUAUUGUUUGUGGUAAAAAUGUUCGGACAUUUAGUUUUUCUAAGACUCAAAUAUCGGACAUUCAGUAUUCAGUAUUACGCUAUAGCAUAAAAUAAAAUAAUCGACUUCCAUGAUAUGUUUGAUUGUAGAUUUUAUUUUUAUCUACAACCAUCCGAUUGUUUGGGAGAACGUUAGUAGGGUAUUUGACACCGAAUCUAAAUCAUACAUUUAUAAAAAAAAUGUAUUGUUUAUAUGGGUGGACGAGCUCACAGCCCACCUGGUGUUAAGUGGUUACUGGAGUCCAUAGACAUCUACAACGUAAAUGCGCCACCCGCUUUGAGAUAUAAGUUCUAAGGUCUCAGCAUAGUUACAACGGCUGCCCCGCCCUUCAAACCGAAACGCAUUACUGCUUCACGGCACAAAUAGGCGGGGUGUUGGUGCCUACCCGCGCGGACUCUCCAAACAAUUACCAGCGAUGUAAUGUUGUAGAAGUAUUUAUUGUAUUAAAUUGUAAUAGACAUAUUGUGACCUAAAAA
Messenger RNA from Bombyx mori (domestic silkworm), 7993 nucleotides. RefSeq names its product sorting nexin-30. Gene Ontology annotation, biological process: endocytic recycling; protein transport; piecemeal microautophagy of the nucleus. NCBI's taxonomy places the organism in Eukaryota, Metazoa, Arthropoda, Insecta, Lepidoptera, Bombycidae. Bases 131 to 1390 code for a protein of 419 amino acids. The record is from RefSeq and is a predicted model, not a curated record. The transcript is spliced from 10 exons. Gene Ontology annotation, cellular component: phagophore assembly site; early endosome. Gene Ontology annotation, molecular function: phosphatidylinositol binding.